AUGGAAAGUCUUACUGAUGCGAUGGGUAGCACUCGCUUGAGUGACGAACCUGAAGAGCCCGAGCAGCUUCUAUUCAACCCUUCACCAAAUAGUGGGAUCGAUGAAACAAUCCUGAAUAACAUUCCACGUUAUCUGUUUCGUCUUGCGACGCCAAACUCCGCUGGAAUAACGAAUGAGAGAUGGGUCUGUUCGGAGUCGGUCCGCCAGAAUACACCUUCUUCCAUGGAAGAUGUUUUCUUCAACAUGGACAACGAGAAACAAAUCAAGGUGGCCCGAAUUCUAGAUUCACAUCUCUGGUGGCGGCAAGCGCGCAACCCGGAUGAUAACUUUGUUUCCUGGACUAGCUCGCUGCUUUUCGUCCUCCAGUAUAUAUACUACCGACAUUACAAGGACGGAACAAGUCUUGCAGAAAUCAAACUAUACGUCGUCGAUACGAUGAAAUUCCCCCGUGGAACAUUCAUGCUUGAUUUAAAUUUGAUCGAUAUUUUCCGUGACUAUAACGAUGGUCUAGAAAACCUCUGGUCUCUGCGCAAUCGGCCCAACCUUUACUUUGGGGAAUAUCUCUCGCAGGGGUCACUGAUGAUCGAAAAUAAAUGUCAAGCGAUCACUGCUGAGGUGAUUUUUAAGCAGGAUCGACUGCGUCGUAUACAGCCUCACUUUGCAGAACUCCAUCAUGGAAAGAGGGAAGAUAAGCCGGAAUGGGUGAGAGAAGUCAAUCGACUCCGUAACACCAUUUGGCCACCUCCUGGCUCGCCGCUGAUCUCUCCGACGGAGCUGGGCGAUCGUUUACAGGCUGUCCAAGAAAUUUUGCAACAUGUUUCAGCGGACUGGAAAUGCCCCGUCGCCAUUUACUUUGCCGCACUUAUCGGCCCAGAAGGCUUCAUCAGAGGACAAGAUACGGCAAAUGACAAGGUCGUUGGCACAGAUCCCCGAUCAGUGUAUCUUCCUCGUGAGUUAUUCAAGCGUUUCUGCCCAUAA
Molecule: messenger RNA, 978 nt
Organism: Penicillium subrubescens
Lineage: Eukaryota; Fungi; Ascomycota; Eurotiomycetes; Eurotiales; Aspergillaceae
Exons: 1
Coding region: 1-978 (325 amino acids)
Source: RefSeq, a predicted model, not a curated record